This is a messenger RNA of Paramecium octaurelia, 133 nucleotides long. NCBI's taxonomy places the organism in Eukaryota, Ciliophora, Oligohymenophorea, Peniculida, Parameciidae. The record is from the annotation of a GenBank genome assembly.
AUGAAUGAGAGAUUUUCUUAACCUUUAUAUUAUAAAAUUGAGGCCGUUAUGAUAAAUCUAAUUAAUAGUUUGGUUGAUGACGAGAUCAAAAGAACUAGAAGUAAGCAACUAUUUCUAUUUAGGAAGACUAUGA